This is a messenger RNA of Hemicordylus capensis (graceful crag lizard), 559 nucleotides long. It is a transcript of the gene MRPS33, whose product is annotated as mitochondrial ribosomal protein S33. The coding region runs from base 185 to 508 and encodes 107 amino acids. The record is from RefSeq and is a predicted model, not a curated record. Gene Ontology annotation, cellular component: mitochondrion. The transcript is spliced from 3 exons. NCBI's taxonomy places the organism in Eukaryota, Metazoa, Chordata, Lepidosauria, Squamata, Cordylidae.
CGACACCCAUAGAGAAUAAGGCGCAUGCGCUCAGCUACUUCCUCUGUUGUUUCCGUUGUGUUCUUGUCCAGGAUCUAGCUUUAGAUUUACCCGGAGUAUUUAGAAAGAAGCACAUUUCCUGCAGAGGGAAGACUGCAUGGAUUGAAGGAGAGAGAGGAGCUGUAAGUCCAGAUUGUGCUUAGUGAUGUCAUCCACGCUUUCCAAUUAUGCCAUCCGAAUGGCUCGCUUGAGCGCACGGAUAUUUGGAGAAGUUGCUCGGCCAACUGAUACAUUAUCCAUGAAAGUCGUGAAACUGUUAAGUGAGCCCCCCCUGGCAAAGCGGAAGGAAGUUUAUGAUUGGUAUCCUCCCCACAAUACCUACUAUGGCCUCAUGAGGAAGCUUCGUUUCUACGGCCUCUACAGGGAUGAACAUGAAGAUUUCAAAGAGGAGAUGAAACGACUAAAAAAGCUACGUGGGAAAGGACCUCCCAAGAAAGGACAAGGAAAGAGAGCUUUGAAAAAGAAAUAGCAUUGCAGUGAAACUGUGUUUAUUGAAUAAAGCUUCUUGGGAUGAACUGCA